This is a messenger RNA of Rotaria socialis, 846 nucleotides long. The record is from the annotation of a GenBank genome assembly. NCBI's taxonomy places the organism in Eukaryota, Metazoa, Rotifera, Eurotatoria, Philodinida, Philodinidae.
AUGCGGAUUAAAGGUGUAAUUAUUCUUACUUUUGCACUCUUGUUCGCAAUAAUUGGUCUUGUCUUGCAUCUAUUGGCACUAUUCAGUAAACAAUGGACAGUAGCAAUUCCUCGUGAACCUCGAGGCCCUAAUGAUCAGAUUCAUUAUUAUAGUUUAUGGACACGAUGUCAAUAUUCAAAUACCUCAUUUGUCAUUCCAGACGUAUCCUCUCAACCAAAUAUAGAAAAUUUUGUUUGUCGUCCAAAUACUUAUUUGCGUUAUAAUAUGAAUAGUGAAGAAAUAAGUAAAACAUGUUAUUCAAGUCGCCAUCAGUGUUCAUCAAUCAUUGGUGUUCAUCCAGAUUGUAAAUGCAAGUAUUUACCAGUCACACAAGUUCAACAAUGGUGUUGCAUUCUAGCUGCCAUACUUCUGUUCUUAGCUAUACUAAUUUUUUAUCUUAAUUUAAUUGCUUCACCACAGAAUGAAAGUGCGACACUUCUCUUGACGUUUGCACCUAUGGUACUUAUUAGUCUCGCAUUAAUACUGAUGGUUAUCACAAUGAUACUUCUCGGUGCUUAUUUAAGACGUAAUGAAUACGAAGAUUACGAUAUUAAACUACCAAGAAAUAUUUUUCAUUCGUUGCCUAUGGCACCAGAAACAUUUAAUUUAUAUCGACUUGAUGCUUUUUUUAAAAUUCAUAAAAAUCCUGACUUACGCCGACAAGCUGUUUCAAUAUUUAAAACAAUACAUAAAGAACGUUUUGAUGUACGUGUUUAUUGGUCAGUCGGUGUGGAAAUUGCUGCUAUUCUAGUAACAUUUAUGGCAUAUAUAUUAAGUAUUAUUCUAGCUUUAGCACGAGUUAAUUGA